UCCGGCGGUCUGUAGCGUGAGCCAAUAGUAGCCGACUGCGGCAGGGCGGCCCUGCAAGGAAAAGUACUGUAGCCUACCCUGUAGUAGAGGGAAGUGGUGUGACAGCUCAGAGGUGUCCACGUCAACAUAGGGAACGAAAGACCGCGUCGGCAAUGGAUUCUACGUCUCUGGAACCUUCUCUCUACACAGUGAAAGCUGUUUUCAUUCUUGACAAUGAUGGCAACAGACUUCUGUCAAAGUACUAUGACCCUGAGCUUUACUCCUCCAUGAAGGACCAGAGGAACUUUGAGAAGAGCAUUUUCAACAAGACUUACAAGGCAGACAAUGAAAUAGCUUUCCUGGAGGGAAUGACAAUCGUCUAUAAGAACAGUAUCGACCUUUUCCUCUAUGUGGUCGGAAGCUGUCAAGAGAAUGAGCUGAUGCUGAUGUCUGUACUCAACUGCCUAUUUGACUGCCUCAGUCAAAUCCUGAGGUGUGAUCGUGAGUGCGACUGUUGUCUGUCUCCAUGCGCCCUGCAAUUGGCUCGCAACCAAUUCCGGGUGAACCCUGCCUCCUGCCCGUUGACAGCAGCACUCCCACGACCCUUAAAAAAUGUAGAGCGAAGGUCUUUUCUUGAAAACAUGGAAGGAGUCUUUCUCAUCGUUGAUGAAAUCAUUGAUGGGGGAGUGAUCCUGGAGAGUGAUGCCCAGCUAGUCCUUCAGAAAAUCAAUUAUCGGGUUGAUGAAAGUUCAUUAUCUGAACAAAGCGUAGCACAGGUCCUGCAGUCAGCCAAAGAUCAGAUCAAAUGGUCCAUACUGAAAUAGCAAAGAUGUCAAGCUAUCGGAUGGCAGUUUCAACAACAUGUUAACCUAAAGUUUAUUUUACACGUUAAUUGAAGGGCUUUGUUCACUGAAAUAACUUGAAGCUAGGAAGUCACAAACAUCAGUCACAUUAGGUCAAUGUUCAGAGAUUCAAAAAUAAAGCAUUUAUAAAAUGAACUCUAACUAGCUAUCUGGGAAAAAUGGAGGACUCUGUUUUGUUCUGAGCUGCUUUAUUUCAUUUGGCACAGGGUGUCUUGAAUCUCUGUAGGUUGUGAUGUAAUGUCAAGACUAUAAAGGCAUUGGUCUCAAAACAGAAGUGAAACAGUCUGGAAAAGGCAUCGUUCAAACAGCUGGAGCAUUUAACUUAUUAGGAAUGGUCAGUGCUGAUGUCUGAGAUUUAUAGAAAUUGUUUAAUUAAAAUGAUUUUCCUCAAAAUGUUAUGCAACAAAAUAUUAAAGAGGAGUUUGCAGUUAAAAAAAAACUUUCAUUGAUGUUAAAACUAUUUGACCUUUCAAUGGAAUAUUAUUAAAACAAGCCUAUAAAAAUAAUCAUCAGUUUUGGUCCUAUUUAAGGCCUCCUCUAAUUUUGAUUUUGAUUUUAAUUAUCAGAAAAUAUUCAAAUGCUUCCAUAUUACUGAACAUGACAAAAUUAUUGUUUUGUAGUUUUUUUUUCCUUGGCCAAAAGUGCCCAGUACAGUACAAAGUAGUUGUAAAUGAAAUAAAAAUGUUAACAUUUUUUUUAAAGUUUCACAUUUCACCCAAACUUAACACGUCGCUUUGCUUUUUCAUGAUCACAUUGUGACAUGCAGUACUUCUAAUUAAUGAGCUUCCGAGUUCCAAAUCCGUUGCCAAAGGAAAAUGGCUUGACAAAAACAAAACAAAAAUAUGUAAUAUAUAUAAAAUAUGUCCUGAUUAUAUUUUUUUCCUUGAUUUUUGAUUCAAAGGAUCUGCUGAUCAAGUCCCAUACUUCCAAGAAUGAAUUAAAAAAGUCUGCAUCCAAACUUUAUCAUCAACACUGAUCUAUAAAAAUGAUUUAAAAAAUCUUCAUAAAUGAACCGUGAUAUAGAGAUUACUAUGUUUUAAAUCCCACCAUGACCGAGGAAGAGACAGAAAGCUUAAACAAGAUGUCAGUGUUGACUAAAAGCAACUUUUCUGCUCGACUGAUGAGUUUAGAACCUCUUUUUGGUUUUCAACUGAUUGCACAUACCCAAAAAUACAUCAAUACCAUAUAUUGUACAUAAGUAAUACAAUAUAGAUUAUAUUAAAAAUGUAUAUGCAUUCAUCUGAGAUGACACGCUGUGGCGACCCCUAACGGGACAAGCCGAAAGGAAAAGAAGGCGAAUCAGUAUAUGAAAUCGGUACCACUUGGUGUUUUGUAACAACCAUGGCAAGUCAUGCUAGGAAUGUAGUAGCCAUGGCUAAUAUCAUAUGUUUACCUUCACGCAAGCUCAAAGUGUGCCAGAAAUGGGUGGGCAUACAUUGAAGCUCAAAUGAGGCUACAUUCAAAUCUUAGUCAAAUUAUGAAAACUGCAAACUCCCCUUUAAGUGAAGGGUAUUUUUUCAGGCUGAAUUUGUGAUUCUAUUAUUCUUUUGGACCCUAAAUCAAAAGCAAUGCCAGAAUUUCAUCAGUAAGUUAUCAGUAUUUUUCAAAUUUAUUUAUCAUUACUUUUAUCUGUUUCAAGUUAUGUCAGUCAAUAUUGUGGGUUUUUAUUUUUAACAGAUAGGUACUGACUAUUUUAUGAAAAAAAGGGUAAUUGAGUUUUGGUGGAUGUCUAAAAAAAUAUAUUGUUCUCAAUGGCUUUGUUACUCGUCAAUGAUGGUCAAUGAAAUGUUAUGAAUGUUAAGUAUAGUACAAAGGAUUUUUGUGUUGACGUUAAAUAUUUUAUAUUAAAACAAUAUUAUACUUCUACUACUACACUUUUUACUUCACUAACAAGGACGUAUGUAAGACUGGAAAUUAAAAAAAAAAAUUAAA
Syngnathoides biaculeatus (alligator pipefish) is the source of this 2774-nucleotide messenger RNA. Its product is annotated as coatomer subunit zeta-1-like. Gene Ontology annotation, biological process: retrograde vesicle-mediated transport, Golgi to endoplasmic reticulum; intra-Golgi vesicle-mediated transport; intracellular protein transport. Bases 153 to 803 code for a protein of 216 amino acids. The transcript has 10 exons. Lineage: Eukaryota; Metazoa; Chordata; Actinopteri; Syngnathiformes; Syngnathidae. The record is from RefSeq and is a predicted model, not a curated record. Gene Ontology annotation, cellular component: COPI vesicle coat.